CAAACCGAAAAUAUUUUAAUAGCCAGUUAAUUUGUGUGGUUGCUGAAAUGGCGAUUUCAGGAUUCCAAUCGUUUCGUAUUACCGUAGAAAUUCCUCUUUUGCUUUUGACAUAUUCUAUUAUGGUACAAAAGGCCCUAUAUACGAAUCUCAGCAUAUACCGAACUUGUUACACUAUACUAGACUAUCCCAAGGAAAAUUGUUCCCAACUAGGAAACGAAGACAACAAUAUGACAGAAUUGUUAGAACCGAAAGUUCAACCGACCGUAAAUCACAUAAAUAUGGUCCAAAGUACGAUACAAUCAACAAUUCCUUUAUUUAUUUGUAUAUACGUCGGAUUAUGGUCCGACAGAUUCGGAAGGAAGCCAUUUUUGAUAGCCUCGCUCGCAGGGGCAUUGGUUUCGGCAGCAGCAAAUGUACUGAUAGUUUAUUUUGAGGAUCUAACCACCUGGUGGUUUAUCGCUAGUAUGAUGCCGUAUGUAUUGACAGGUGAAACUGGGGCUUUUAUGCUUUUGGUCACUACAUACAUCGCAGACAUCACCACCUCCGAACAAAGAGCAUUGAGGUUAGCUCUUUUUGAAGUGAUUUUUGGUUUGUCUUCAGUUUUUGGAAAUUUUAGCGCUUCCUAUUUAUUUUAUGCCACAAAUUACGCAACUGUUUAUUUAAUCACUAUGAGUUUGCUGGGAUUCAGCCUUUUAUAUACGAUAUUUGUUUUACCGGAAUCUCUGAAAGGAAAUAAAGAGGUACAAAAUUCAAAAGAAAAAAUCAAAUUGACGAACGUGAAGGAUUUAGUGAAAAACAUUUUCAAAAAGAGACCGAACAAUGGUAGAAUCCAUCUAUUAUCGAUUCUUGGUAUUAUUUUAUUACAGAAUUUCACCAUUGGAGAAAUGACAGUACUGACUCUAUUUUUGAGAGCCAAAUUCUACUGGACAUUAUCGAAAAUAACGUUAGUCAACAGUAUUGCCAGUAUUUUGAAUAUAAUCGGUACUGUAUUCAGUACUGUGGUUCUUCAUAAGUUGCUCAAAAUACAAGAAUUUCCUCUAGUACUUCUAGCAUCCAUUUCGCACAUUAUAUCCAAUAUACUUAGAGCCAAUGCCACUAAUGACAUAUAUUUAUACAUAUCGUACUGCGCGUUCGCAUUUAGAGGCAUGGGAGGCAUAAUGCUCAGAACCGUUACGUCAUUUAUCAUAUCUUCGCAGGAAAUGGGAAAAGUUUUCGCGGUAAUCAGUAUUUUGACAAGUCUCGAUGAAUUGACAGCUAAUAUAAUAUAUCCGAUGGUCUACAACGCAACUCUGCACACCAACAGCGGAAUUUUCAAUUAUAUGUCUGUGGGAAUGAUGGCGGUUGGCAGUAUUCUGAUAAUAUAUAUGAUGAAUGUUAAUUACGCUCAUUACGAACCACCGACGAAAGAAGAAGAUCUAGAUGCAAAGAAAAAUAUGGCGUUGAAUAAUAUGGAUAUAUUCACUCCAACGCAACGAAUGAGUUUAGAAAUAGGCACCAGGACGUUUUCUCUUAGAUCUAUAACGAAUACUCCAAUUCCUUGAAGUGCAUUUAUAACGGAUAUUCACUUAUAACCACGAAGAUCUGCUCGGUCCUUUCCCGAACGUAAUAAAAUAUAGUCAAUUUUAAGUUAAAAUUCGAUAUCAAAACAAUUUUUUGUGAUAUCACUUAUUUUUGAUUUACAUGGUAUACUAAACUUAAAUAUAAUUGCUUUACUGAUUUAAUUUCGAUAUACACGGUAUAUCGAACUUGUUUAUCUCAUUCUAGCGCAUCUACUUUGAUAUUUCCUCUCUUUAUCAUAUUGAUUCGGUUAUUUAGUUUCACACACUGAUUCAAUAUGGUAUAUUAAACUUGCUUCUAUUUCAUUUCAAUCCAUACAGUUUAUUAUGUUCUAUCUUUAUCACAAACAAAACCUAAAUGAACUUGCAGCAUUCUAUCUCACUCUUACACUCCUUUUUUAAACACGUAGAUUUGGUGGCAUAUUAAAUUUGUUUCUAUCUCAUUCUAACUCAUACAUUGUGUUAUCUUCUUUCUUUAUUAAAUUGAUACGAUUUCUAUACGAUAUUCAUACGUUGAUAUGAAAGGCGUUACUACUUGAACUCGUUCUACUUUUUUAUUAUGAAUUAUUACUGUAUACUGUAAAGUGAUUUUUUUUAAUUGUAGACAUAAUACUUAUUCGAAUCAA
Messenger RNA from Diorhabda sublineata, 2182 nucleotides. RefSeq names its product proton-coupled folate transporter-like. Gene Ontology annotation, molecular function: transmembrane transporter activity. The record is from RefSeq and is a predicted model, not a curated record. Gene Ontology annotation, cellular component: membrane. The coding region runs from base 48 to 1541 and encodes 497 amino acids. Gene Ontology annotation, biological process: transmembrane transport. NCBI's taxonomy places the organism in Eukaryota, Metazoa, Arthropoda, Insecta, Coleoptera, Chrysomelidae. The transcript has 7 exons.